Chrysochloris asiatica (Cape golden mole) is the source of this 1119-nucleotide messenger RNA. It is a transcript of the gene GABRR1, whose product is annotated as gamma-aminobutyric acid (GABA) A receptor, rho 1. Gene Ontology annotation, molecular function: extracellular ligand-gated monoatomic ion channel activity; neurotransmitter receptor activity; GABA-A receptor activity. Lineage: Eukaryota; Metazoa; Chordata; Mammalia; Afrosoricida; Chrysochloridae. Gene Ontology annotation, cellular component: synapse; GABA-A receptor complex; neuron projection. Gene Ontology annotation, biological process: monoatomic ion transmembrane transport; chemical synaptic transmission; nervous system process. The record is from RefSeq and is a predicted model, not a curated record.
AUGAAAUCUGGCAUCUUCCUUUUGUGGUGGGGAUGGGUUUUGGUCACUGAAAGCCGAGUACACUGGCAAGGAUGAAAAGGACACGAGACGGCUAAGAAAGGCAGUAAGCCUCAAAGGCAGAGACUAGAAGGACAUGAAGAUGCUCAUAAGCAAGGCAACCCAAUUCUGAAAGAAAGCCCGGACAUCACCAAGUCACAAAUGAUGAAAUCAGAGCAGCUUCUGAGGAUAGAUGACCACGAUUUCAGCAUGAGGCCUGGCUUCAGAGAGGCCUGUUUUCCUGUGGUUACAGUGACUGCAAUGUGCAACAUGAUCUUCAGCCGGUUUCCCCUGGACACCCAAACGUGCUCUCUGGAAAUUGAAAGCUAUGAUCUGUCCCUAGAGAGCUGCCACAGCGAGUACAUGUGGUGGUUGGGCCUCUCAGGCUGGUACAACCAUCUGUACAUUAACUUCACUCUGCGUCAUUACAUCUUCUUCUUGCUCCAAAUUUAUUUCCCUGCGACCCUCAUGGUCAUGUUGUCCUGGGUCUCCUUCUGGAUUGACCGCAGAGCUGAGCCUGCCAGCGUCCCCUUGGGUAUCACCACUGGGCUGACAAUGUCCACCAUCAUCACGGGUGAAGCCUCCAUGCCCCGCGUCUCCUACAUCAAGGCCGUGGAUAUCUACCUGUGGGUCAGCUUCGUGUUCGCGUUCCUUUCGGUGCUGGAGUACGUGGCCGUUAACUACCUGACCACAGUGCAGGAGCUGAAGGAGCUGAAGCUGCGGGGGAAGCUUCCCUGCACCUGCGGCUUAGCUAGGCCUGCGCUGGAGAGCAGCUACAGCGAUGGGGAAGUGAACAAUCUGGGGAACUACAUGCCUGAGAAUGGCAAGACGCCAGACAAGAUGAUGGCACAGCUGACCCUGACCUCAGAGAGGAACUCUCCCUGGAGUAAAAGCCCAAGAAGCAGCUAUGAGAACAUGAGGAUUUACACCCAUGCUGUUGACAAAUACUCCAGGAUAAUUUUUCCAGCAGCAUACAUUUUAUUCAAUUUAAUAUACUGGUCUAUUUUCUCACAGAUACCUGUAAUUUUAAAAAUUCGCACUCUACAGUAUAUACAAGUGAAAUACUUAUAUGGUGAAAAAUAA